AUGAAGAAGACGAAAAGCUUCUUGUCCUCUAGCUUCGGCCAUGAAGUUAACCGUCUAUUCUCUACUUCUUCAUCUUCUCUAUCCAUGGCGAAAUCUUCUGCAAAUAAUCAUCAACCUCAAACUAAAUCAUAUAUUCACGAACCAAACUUCAAUCCGAUUCACCAUUUCAUUGAUACACUCCUAAAAUGCAAUAACCUUGAGCAAAUCAGACAAGUGCAUGCCCAUAUUACUAUCUACGGUAUGUAUCAUAACCUAAUUGUUGUAAACAAGCUCCUUUACUUAUACGCAUAUUCAAAAUCACUUAAAGACGCUCACGCUCUAUUUGGUGUAAUGAAAGAAAGAGACGCCGUAACUUGGAUUGUCAUGAUUGGUGGUUUUGCAAAGGUUCGUGAUUACUUCAAUUGUUUCAAAACAUUUAGAGAUUACAUUAGAUCAAGAUUAGUUCCUGAUAAUUAUACUUUACCUUCUGUAAUUAGAGCCUGUAGGGAUGAUAAACAUCUUAGAUUUGGAAAGUUGAUUCAUCAAAUCACUUUCAAGUUCGGUUUGCAAAGGGAUGAAUUUAUAGUAGCUGCACUUGUAGAUAUGUAUUCUAAUUGUGAUGUUAUUGAUGAUGCACGCCAACUGUUUGAUAAAAUGCCAAAGAGAGAUUUAACUACUUGGACUGUUAUGGUUAGUGCAUUUGCUAAGUCUGAAAACCCUAGUGAGUCUCUUGUAUUGUUUAAUUCAAUGAUAGAUGAAGGUUUUGUUCUCGAUAAGAUUUCUAUGGUGACGGUUGUUAACGCUUGUGCAAAAACUGGGUCUAUGAAUAAGGCGAGAUUAGUUCAUGAUUAUUUAUUGUGGAGGAAUUUUUCAAUUGAUGUAAUUCUCGGCUCGGCGAUAAUUGAUAUGUAUGCUAAGUGUGGGAAUGUUGACUAUGCUCGGGUGAUAUUCGACGGGAUGAGUCGAAAGAAUGUGACCUCUUUGAUUUAUUUAGUAUAA
Messenger RNA from Impatiens glandulifera, 978 nucleotides. RefSeq names its product pentatricopeptide repeat-containing protein At2g33760-like. The record is from RefSeq and is a predicted model, not a curated record. NCBI's taxonomy places the organism in Eukaryota, Viridiplantae, Streptophyta, Magnoliopsida, Ericales, Balsaminaceae. The coding region runs from base 1 to 978 and encodes 325 amino acids. Gene Ontology annotation, biological process: RNA modification. The transcript has a single exon. Gene Ontology annotation, molecular function: protein binding; RNA binding.